Messenger RNA from Melopsittacus undulatus (budgerigar), 2169 nucleotides. It is a transcript of the gene GABRA3, whose product is annotated as gamma-aminobutyric acid type A receptor subunit alpha3. The record is from RefSeq and is a predicted model, not a curated record. The transcript is spliced from 11 exons. Gene Ontology annotation, molecular function: inhibitory extracellular ligand-gated monoatomic ion channel activity; GABA-gated chloride ion channel activity; GABA-A receptor activity. NCBI's taxonomy places the organism in Eukaryota, Metazoa, Chordata, Aves, Psittaciformes, Psittaculidae. Gene Ontology annotation, biological process: chloride transmembrane transport; gamma-aminobutyric acid signaling pathway; regulation of postsynaptic membrane potential. The coding region runs from base 152 to 1711 and encodes 519 amino acids. Gene Ontology annotation, cellular component: GABA-A receptor complex; synapse; postsynapse.
CGCGGCCGCAGGAGCGCAGGCAGCGGCAGCCGGGCACGGCGGCUCGGGGCACGCAGCCCCACGGAGCGCAGCGGGCUCCGGCCGGGCCCCGCUGGGGCAGCCGACGCGGCGGUCUUGGAGGCUUGUGUGACAGUCACUGCGUGCUGACACCAUGGCGCUGAGGCUCCCAGGAGCAGGCUCACUCUCCUUUGUUAGCCUUGGAGUCCUAGUCCUGGCUUUGGCUCUCCCUGCAGAUGCUGGGCUUUCUCAGAAACAUGUUUCAGAUGUCGUCGAUGACAGCAAAGACAACAUCACCAUUUUCACCCGCAUCCUGGACAGGCUGUUGGAUGGAUACGACAACCGCCUCAGACCUGGACUCGGAGACAGUGUAACUGAAGUCAAGACAGACAUUUACGUGACGAGUUUCGGCCCUGUCUCAGACACUGAUAUGGAAUACACUAUUGAUGUUUUUUUCCGGCAAUCCUGGAGAGAUGAAAGGCUCAAGUUUGAUGGUCCCAUGAAAAUACUUCCCUUGAACAACCUGCUGGCCAGUAAGAUCUGGACUCCUGAUACCUUCUUCCACAACGGGAAGAAAUCUGUUGCUCAUAACAUGACAACACCCAACAAGCUGCUGCGCCUGGUGGACAACGGCACCCUCCUGUAUACCAUGAGGCUGACGAUUCAUGCAGAGUGCCCCAUGCACCUGGAGGACUUCCCAAUGGAUGUGCAUGCUUGCCCACUGAAAUUUGGGAGCUAUGCCUACACAAAGACAGAGGUGAUCUACACCUGGACACUGGGGAAGGAUAAAUCAGUGGAGGUAGCGAAGGGUGGAUCUCGCCUGAACCAGUACGACCUGCUGGGCCACGUUGUUGGGACGGAGAUGGUUCGAUCCAGCACAGGGGAGUACGUCGUCAUGACCACACACUUCCACCUCAAGAGGAAGAUCGGGUACUUUGUGAUCCAGACCUACCUACCCUGCAUUAUGACGGUCAUCCUGUCCCAGGUCUCCUUCUGGCUUAACAGGGAGUCUGUCCCUGCCCGAACGGUUUUUGGCGUCACCACUGUCCUCACCAUGACCACACUAAGCAUCAGCGCAAGAAACUCGUUACCUAAAGUGGCGUACGCGACGGCCAUGGACUGGUUCAUAGCCGUCUGUUAUGCCUUUGUGUUUUCUGCGCUGAUCGAAUUUGCCACUGUCAACUACUUCACCAAGCGCAGCUGGGCUUGGGAUGGCAAGAAGGUGCUGGAGGCCCAAGAGAUGAAGAAAAAAGAGCCAGUGGCACUAGCGAAGAAAACCAACAACACCUACAACAUUGUUGGCACCACAUAUGCCCUCAACAUUGCCAAGGACCCUGGCCUGCCCACCAUCUCCAAGAGUGCUGGUGCCACUGCUACUGCCACCAACGUACCCCCCAAGAUGCCCCGCACAGAGGAGAAGCUCCCAGAGAGUAAGAAGACAUACAACAGCGUCAGCAAGCUGCAGCACAAGAUGGUGGUAUCCAAGCCAUUUGUCUUCCCUCCCUGGUGCCCAGACCCAUGGACACACUGUCCUGCUACAAGGAAGGACAUCCUGUGCCUGGUAAGUUCUCUUUCCCAGCCCAUGGGGAGCACUGAUCCUGUCCGCAGCACUGCUCCCAGGAUGGGAUGCAUCCCCUUUCUUCUGAACCUCCCUCUUACCCUCUGGCUGAGCUGCCCCUGCAUGUUUUGGGUGCACACAGCCAGGCCAAGGUGAUGCCUUCAUCACCCUAAAGGUGAUGUCUUCAGCAUUGCUUUGAGCUGCUGUGCCAAGCUUAGUUUCCCCCUGCCCAUGCAGGAGCAGGGCUGAGCACAAGGCAUAGGAUUUGCCCCAGCUGGGAUAUCCAUGGGGACAAUAGGACAGAUCAGGGAAGGCCAGGGGUCUUUAUCCUGCAGUAUGGGUGGCAUUGGUGCAUGUCCUGCCUGUCCCUUACCAAACUUGCUAGUUCAACAACAGUGCAGUCACUCCCCCUGCCUACAGCAGCAAUAGGAGCAGAGCUCAGAGACAUUUAUCUCAGCCCUCAGUGCAUUUGGUCCACACCAGCAGGAAGCAUUAGGCAUGCCCCUCAAGCUGAACUGGUUCUCUCCCUAUCCUCCCCCAUAACAUCAACACCCCAAAACAUUCCGACAGUGCCUUUCAUCCCUGAGGGCUCCAUGCUGGGUGGCAAGGAGAGG